UGAAUUAAUGGUCGAUGCAACUAUAUCUGUCUGGAAUGGAACUAAUACAGUAUAUAUAGAAAGGUUUCUCAUCCAUGAUGAUUAAAAAGCUUUGCUUUUUUUUGUUUUCAACUUCAUCCCAUCAUCCCUCAAGUCCCGGCCGGGCGUGUGAUCUGAUUUAAACCAGGUGGUCUCGAUCGAUGUGAAAUGAGUACAAGACAUGUAAGAUGUUUACAACCCUAUAUAUUUAUCAGUGUUCGUAUGUGAUUGACCAUAUAUAUUUCAUAAUAAUGAGUGGGAGAGUCUAGGUGAGAGUAAAUGACUUUUAACCACUAAUGCAUGUGUAACUCACAUGGUUGAGAGUCGACCUCUACAUUAAGCUCCAAAUUGAGUUCAUAUCAUAUGCAUUUGAAUGAUUACUAUUGACAAUAUUUCUUAUAAUUUAUUUAGUGCAUAUAAUUGACCUAUUUAUCUUAUAUAAUAAUGAGUUGAGAAUCCAUGCGCAUGCGCAAGUGGACUUCUAGUUGUUAAUGCAUGUGUAACAUACAUGAUUGGUUGUCAUAAACCUUAAAUCUUGAACCGUGAGAAUAUUUCUGUAUAUUAGACUAUUAGUCGAUCUCUAGUGAUUUAAACUGUUAUUAGCAUGUACUAAUCAAGCAUGACAUAAAUCGUUUUCAGUUUCUCUUAGUGGAAACCAAGCUAGCAAACCCUAUCCUAUAUACUGAUCAUAUAUAUUGUAUGAUUAGACAAAUCAUUUCAAAUGCGUGCCAAAGAUCUGUUCAUAGCACCAAUCUGAUAUACUUAUCCUCACUAUCCUGCAGUUUGUUUACAGACACAGACACAGACACAGACACAGACACACACACACAUAUAUAUGUUACAUCAUAACUAGAAAGUUCUACGAAUCAAAAACCCUAGACAAAAUUAUUUAAUGGAACCUAAUGAUGAAUUAGUUACCCGUGUUAUAAAUUAUAUUAAACUUUUUUUUUUUGGAAACAAUUAUAUUAAACUUUUACAAGUUACUUUGUGAUCAUAUAUAGGACCAAACUAAGUAGAUUCAGUGGAGUCCCAAUAAAUUUUUUGGAGAGAUUUAAAGAAACACUUAUGGUACUGUUCAUUUUUAACGUUAAAGAUAUUUUUAGCCUAAAAAGUCACUCAUAAUAUUAUUUACUUACAUCUUUAAUUUAUCUUUUUGAUUAAAACUAAAUUUUUUAAAGACUUCGUUAGUUUUCCUAAAUUUUUACACAAUAAAGUGGGUUAUUCUUUUGGAGGUAGAUUUUCUGCCCUCCUGUGCUCUUCUGUUUUGUGUGGUCACGGUUAAGCCACGUCAACAUUUUAUAUUAUUUUUUAUAAAGAUAAUAAGACAAAAAUAAAUAGUAAUAUAAAAUGUUGACGUAUCUUAAGCGUGACCAUACAAACAAGAAAGCAUAGGAGGACACCGGAUGUGGGGCGGUAGAGAAUCUGCCUCCUAUUCUUUUAAACCCGUAUGAGAAAAGUGACCAUUGAUUUGACCAUCCCUAAAACGACACCCCGAUAUUGGAACACUUUAUUUAAUCUAAUUUGCUUGUUUUUAAUUUUAUAAAGGAGGACCUCAAACCAAUGAAGCUCCUCACUUUACGAGGAUCGAAAAAAAUGUUUAUUGUAAGUAAUCUUACUUUUAUGUUGCAAAAAAAUUGUUCCCACGGCUUGAACCCGUGGUUUUUUUAUUACAAAAAAACAAUAUUUAUGUUGCGCCAAGACUCAUCCUCUUUUUUUAAUUGUUAUGUCUAAUGAAAAUUCUCCCAUUUCUGUAUAUAAUAUAUAUAUAUAUAAUUAACUUUAGGUGCCAUAUAAACCUAGUUAGUUAAGCCCUUGGGAUUAAUCACAUCGAAAUUCAUAUUAGGGUUUCGGAUUCAGGGCCAGACAUUGGUUUUGUCAAAUCCACUUGUAUGCGAGGAAUGAGAUCUUGCUUACUACAAUGUAAGCAUUUACAGAAGAGUCCAAUUAGAGUAAUAGUCAGUACAUGUCGUUUUAAGAAUCAUAAUCUUUGGAUUUGGAUCCUCGCCGGAUUCAUUUUCUGGAAAUCUUAAGGAUCAACGAACAUGAACUGUUGAUAAAAAAUUGUAGGGUCCUAAUUAAAUGCUUUCUAUAUUUUUAGAAGUAAAACAACAUCGUUUUACAUGAAAAAUAUAAAAACAGAAAAAAUUAUGACAAUACGAUUUUUUAUCAACAAUCCGUGUUUGUUGAUCCCUAACAUCCCCAGGAAGGGGAUCUGGUGAGGAUCCAAAUCCAUAAACUUUCUGCAACUGCAAUGUCAUGCAAGAACAUUUUCAACUUGAGGUUGAAAUCUGAAGUGGUACGUACUUACCUUACAGUACUGCUACUACUCAUGCAUAAAACCACCGAUCAUGUUUUGUCUUGUUUUUCGUUUUGACACGACCUAUUCUAAUCUAUAAGAGCAUCAAACUCGGGUAUAACUGGAGUGUUCACACUACUCUGUUUCACUGGUCUAACUAGUCUUUGCAACUCUUAACGUGCUAUUGUUUAUUGUUUUUGUUCAUGAAUUUUGUAAGCCAUAUUCUUUAUGGAGCUAGUGAUGCAGUGCAUGGGGAACAUAUAUAUUUAAGGUUGUAGUGACUUCUCAUCUCUCAAAAUCUUUGUCACCUUCUCUUUUAAUUGAGUUGCCUAGUAACUAUCCUACUAUUAAAUAUUUACCCUACCAAUGCUUUGUAAUCUCCCUAUUUAAAGGGAUCCUUAUUUAAAGGGAUCCUUAUGUACUCAAAAGGAAGCCAAUUGAGUAAAUUAAAAGUAAUCUAAGAAGAGAGUUUUCUCCUUUUUUAAAUCAAGUGUGAGGCUUGGUCGUGUGAGUGAAUCCAUGAUUAACGACAUGAGUGAUACCGUUGAUUUUGGUCAAGUGAUUUCAGGUUCUAUCCACGUAAAGACGUGAGUGAUUUCAUCCCUCCUGGUUGAGCUAUUCACAGGUUAUCAUCCAGCGUCUCCUCUAGACUCCUUUAGCUUGUCUUCCCUGCAUCAAGUGGUAAUCAAAUCAAAUCAAUAAAUAAUCAAACUUUUGCGGAGGGAAUAUAUUACAAGACCACUUCUUUUAAUUUCCUUUUUCUCUUCCCCAAAAAUAUAUAGUUGACUACUUCUAAUUCCUAGUACAUAGCCAAUUGACCAAAUUGCCAAUUUCCCCCGUAUAUAAACAAUGAAAACCUCCCCUUUCAUACACGAGGUGUAAAGGAGUUGCUUCAACUUUUUGAGAAAUUUUUUGUUUGCUCAGAACUUUGAUUACUAGUGACAUCCAUUCUCUCUCUAUCUCGCUAGUUAUAUCAAAAGGGCAAAUACGCGUGUGCCGUGCCGUCUGCCAACUUCUCUCUCUAGCUUCUUUGGUUCGUUGCGUCUCAUAGACCAAUUUAAAAGUAUUUGAUCAUCACCAACAUGAUGCCAACGUGCAAAAUAAUACAAACAUUACAUGUUCCAUUCUAGUGGCCAUAAUCAUAGAAUGGAUGUGUUCAAUCCCCGCCGGCAGAAGGAGAAGGUGGUGAUCGUAAUGGGGGCAACGGGGACCGGAAAAUCAAGGCUCUCCAUCGACCUAGCCACCUGUUUCCCGGCAGAAAUCAUAAACUCCGACAAAAUGCAAGUCUACGAAGGCCUUGAUAUAGUCACCAACAAAAUAACCAAAGAAGAGCAACGUGGUGUACCGCACCAUUUGCUAGGGAUACUAGAUCCUAAUGAAGAUUUUACAGCCAGGGAUUUUUGUGACCUAACCUCACUUGCCAUUGAAUCUGUUUUAGGCCGUGAUCGGCUUCCAAUCAUCGUCGGAGGCUCCAACUCCUACAUCGAGGCGUUAGUCGAUGACCAUGACUAUAAAUUUCGGUCUAAGUACGAAUGUUGCUUUUUAUGGGUGGAUGUUUCUGUACCCGUUAUGCACUCGUUUGUGUCAGGACGGGUUGACCACAUGGUUCAAAAUGGAAUGGUGGAUGAGGCGAGAGAGUUCUUUGAUCCCAAUGCAGAUUACAUGAAAGGGAUUCGAAGGGCAAUUGGGGUCCCUGAAUUCGAUAAGUACUUCAGGUAUGGGCCACUUUUGGAUGAAGAAACUCGUGCCAGGUUACUACAACAAGCAGUGGACAAAAUUAAGGACAAUACGUGCAAAUUGGCAUGCCGACAAUUGGAGAAGAUUCAUGGACUUAGAAAUAACAAAGGGUGGAAUCUGCACCCGUUGGAUGCCACCGAGGUGUUCCGAAAGCGCGGCAAGGACGCUGACGAGGCCUGGGAAAAGCUUGUGUCGGGGCCAGGUGCUAUGAUCGUUGGCCAGUUUCUUUACAAUAUGACAGCUGAGGUUCCUCCACAUAUUGGAAGUCUUAGGGUUCCUGCAGCACUUGCAGCUGCAACUCACUAGAGGCUUAGACAUUAUAAUUUUCUUAUGCAAUAACUUUUGGUUAAUCUAAUUUCAUCAUUGUAAAAUAAAGAAAAUAAUAUUGUCUGUGUCAUGGACAUUUCUUAAGCAUUAAUUUAUUGUAUCGUAUCAUUUCCAUUGGAAAAUAUUAAUAUUUAGGUUUA
Molecule: messenger RNA, 4518 nt
Organism: Malus domestica (apple)
Lineage: Eukaryota; Viridiplantae; Streptophyta; Magnoliopsida; Rosales; Rosaceae
Product: adenylate isopentenyltransferase 3, chloroplastic-like
Biological process (GO): tRNA modification; cytokinin biosynthetic process
Cellular component (GO): mitochondrion
Molecular function (GO): tRNA dimethylallyltransferase activity
Source: RefSeq, a predicted model, not a curated record